Eutrema salsugineum is the source of this 2593-nucleotide messenger RNA. Its product is annotated as oligosaccharyltransferase complex subunit ostc. The transcript has a single exon. Gene Ontology annotation, cellular component: oligosaccharyltransferase complex. Lineage: Eukaryota; Viridiplantae; Streptophyta; Magnoliopsida; Brassicales; Brassicaceae. The coding region runs from base 109 to 639 and encodes 176 amino acids. The record is from RefSeq and is a predicted model, not a curated record.
UCCUAGUUUCCAAACAAGCCCAACUCUGAAACUCUUCCUCGUUCAGUUUCAAAUUACAGUGACCGGGAUAGAGAGAUCCAAGAGCCAAAUUCGAAGGAUCCGACAAAAAUGGCUCCGAGAUCCGAUUCACAAACCCUAUCAACCGUCUCCGGCGUAUCGGACGGUUCAGAUCAGUCCUCGAUCGAUCCGAUGUUCCACCUUCUCCGAAUCCUCCCGUUCUCCUUUCUCCGACCACCGCGUCUCCGUCUCAAGAUCCCAUCGUUCACGCUUCCGUCUCCGAUGACCGUAUACGCUUUGAUUCUCCUCACCUACUUUCUGGUAGUAUCCGGUUUCGUCUACGACGUGAUAGUCGAGCCUCCGGGUAUCGGAUCGACCCAUGACCCAAUCACCGGAGCCAUACGACCCGUGGUGUUUAUGUCGGGUCGGGUUAACGGGCAAUACAUCAUUGAAGGUCUCUCAUCCGGAUUCAUGUUCGUUCUUGGUGGGAUUGGGAUCGUUAUGCUUGAUUUGGCGCUUGAUAAGAACAGAGCCAAGAGCGUUAAAGCUUCAUAUGCUAGUGCUGGUAUCUCCUCCAUUGUGAUCGCUUAUGUCAUGAGUAUGCUCUUCAUCCGGAUUAAGAUCCCUGGUUAUCUCCAUUAGGUUUUGAGAUCGAUCAGUCGAAAAAAAGUUGUCUUUUUUAGUGUUUUCGAGUAGCUCGGUUUUGGAACUGUAGAUUGCGUUUAUAAUUUGAGUAAAAAGUUCAAGCAUUUCUCUUUUUGGAUUUGAAUUAAAUUCUUAGUAAAUGUUCAAUCGAUUUUCAUGUUGCCUCAUUGUGCAUAUUUCUGUGGGAAUAAUAUAAUUACGGAUAAAAAAGUAGAGACCUUUUUUAGGUGGCUUCGUGUGUCUUAUUUCAACGAAACACUUAAGCUGUGUAGUGUAACAGAGGAAGUAGGAGUUGGGAAGUGAAAUCAUCUUCCUUUGACUAUGAUCUGAGUGUUGAUACUUUUGUCUGCUAAGUACAUCGUUUUGAUAACCAAAGUAAAUGUGAUAUUGAAGAGAGAAAAAACGAUUAACAAGGAGCCUGGAAAGACACCACGAGAGUGUUAGGCCUUGUUUGUUAGCCUUAUAUAUUUGUCAGAAACUUCAUAAAUAAAUCUUCCUGAUUCGAACUGUGUUUGUCAAUAGAAAUCUUGAGUCUUUUGCUAAUGUCUACAGAAACAGGAAGAGAAGGGGAUGAUGUUCAUAAAAGGAAGACUUUAUUCAUUAGCAAAAUUUGGCAUGCAUAGAAACAGGGACCUGGUUCAAGCAUAUAUGAUGAAAAAAAACAAGAAUUCUAGAAUCUGAUGAACAUAUUAGAUACUCUUUAUACAUUUGAUUAUAGACAAAAUUGGAUUGUUUUGGCCUCGGUGCUACGGAUGUGUGCAUAGGUGUUAGGAAUGUGGAACCUCUUUGUUGUUGUCUGUUUUAUCGGCUGAAAUAGGUUCUUGGAGAAAAGAGACGACGUGGGGAGAACAUUCCAGAAUACCUAGGCGAGGCAAGACUGUCGAUGGAACGGUAUUCAGGCAUGAUGAACCCUUCCCUCUCCUCCCUAUUCCAGCUUCUUGAUGCGCCAUUGAAUGUCCCAUAUUUCACCAAUUUACCGAAUCCCCAUGACUUCUUCUUGCUGGGACUCUUUGGUGAGACACCAUUCAUCUUCUGUGUCAGAUACUCUCUCACCACCUGCAAACUCUGCUCCAUCACCUCAAUGGGCGGGGACACGAGUGGGUUUCCUUCGACACUCAGCUUCCUCAACCGUCUCAUGCAGCCAAUGGACUCAGGCAAGGCGGUGAUCUUGUUGUAGCUAACAUCGAGCUCGAUGAGGUUCAUUAGGAGGCCAAUAGAAGCCGGGAGGGUGGAGAGAUACUGGAAGUUCUGGCUGACGUUUAGGAUCUCGAGGUUGAUGAGGUUCUCGAGAUCUUCCGGUAGAAUCAUGAGGCAGUUAAGACGGGCGUCGAGGACACGGAGAGAGGUUAGGUGAGUAAUGGAAACUGGGAGGCUAAUGAGCUUGUUGGAGUUGAUGGAGAGCUUCCUUAGAUUGGUGAGUUCAAAUCCAAUUGAGUCUGGUAAUCUGAUGAGUUUGUUGAAGUUUGCGUUAAGCUCUUCCAGAGACCUGAGAAAAACCACAAAAAGGGAAUCAUGUAUUUGUUGGUUUGGUUGGUUUUGUGAAAGUUAUGGGGUUGAACCUGCAAUGUUGGAUAGAUUUGGGGAGGGAAACAAGAAAAUUGCCGGAGACGUUGAGGCACUUGAGCUUGGAGAGACAACCAAUGGAGUUUGGAAGAGCUUUGAUCUGAUUCGAGUGGACAUCUAAUGCUAUCAAGUUGAGUAGUCUCGCUGUUAGUGAUUCUGGUAUGGUCUGUGUCACAAUUACAUAUUAUCCAAAUAGACAAAUUAGCAUUGUACGUGCUAAUGAUAUGUAUCGAAUUAUGCAAUAGAAAUGUCUCAGAAUGUGUAUAAACAUAUGUAUGUGUGUAGAUAUGAACCUGGAGAUGAUUGUUGGAGAGAUCAAGCUUGCAUAUUUGAGCUAAAUUGAGUGAGGGAUUAGGGAGAGACUCUAAUGCCAUGCCACUCAAAUUCA